Messenger RNA from Vicugna pacos (alpaca), 546 nucleotides. Lineage: Eukaryota; Metazoa; Chordata; Mammalia; Artiodactyla; Camelidae. The record is from RefSeq and is a predicted model, not a curated record.
UCAGGACUUUCCAAUUCUAAGCCAGCUGUGAUCUCCUUAUUGGAACAAGGAAAAGAGCCCUGGAUGGUUGACAGAGAGCUGACAAGAGGCCUUUGUUCAGAUCUGGAAUCCAUGUGUGAGACGAAGUUAUUAUCUCUAAAGAAGAGACACUUCAGUCAAGUAAUAUUUACCCAUGAAGACAUACCCACUUUUAUUCAGCCCACAUUUCUUAUUCCACAUCAAAAAACUAUUCAUGAAGAGAAACCCUGUGAAUGUAAGGUAUGUGGAAAGGCCUUUAAUCAAAAUUCACACUUUAUUCAACAUCUGAGAAUUCAUUCUGCUGAAAAAAACUAUGAAUGUAAGGAGUGUGGGAAAUCCUUUAGUCGUGGCUCACUUGUUACUCGGCAUCAGAGGAUUCACACUGGUGAAAAACCCUAUGAAUGUAAAGAAUGCGGCAAGGCUUUUAGUUGCAGUUCAUAUUUUUCUCAACAUCAGAGAAUUCACACUGGGGAAAAACCGUAUGAAUGUAAGGAAUGUGGAAAAGCCUUUAAUUAUUGUUCAAACUUU